UAACGAACGGUCACACUGGCUCCCUGCGCUGCACUUGGUGUAGAGAAAUUUCAACAACAGCAGCAGAAACUAUAAAAAUUAUCGCAUUUUUCGCCUUGUUGUUCCGUCUCGAGUUGCGGGCGUGUAUGUGUGAGCGCCGGAGUAGCAGCAGCGAACGCCAAGGUCGACGGAAUCGGGCCAGAAUGCAGAGCGGAGCCCCGGCAACUGGUGCCACCGAAUCGUCGAGUCCCAGUGAGUUCGUCUGAAAAAAUCAAUCGGAUUCCGCCGAGAAUGAGCAGGAUGAGCAGCAGCGCCGCCCAGAUGGCCGCGGGGGUCGUCGGCCAUGGGAGCAACAGCAGCAGCAGCAACAACAACGCCCACGACUCCAGCAAUGCCAACGAGCCCGGCUCCGGUUCCGUGUCCGUCGACAGCAACCUGAUCAUCAUUCAGGACAUGAUUGAUCUCUCGGCCAACCACUUGGAGGGCCUGCGCACGCAGUGCGCCACCAGCUCGACGCUAACGCAGCAGGAGAUUCGCUGUCUGGAGUCCAAGCUGGUGCGCUAUUUCUCGGAGUUGCUGCUGGCCAAGAUGCGGCUCAAUGAACGCAUUCCGGCCAACGGUCUGCUACCCCACGCCACGGGCAACGAGCUGCGCCAGUGGCUACGGGUAGUUGGCCUCAGCCAGGUGUCUCUUAACGCCUGCCUCUCCCGCCUGACCACGCUGGAGCAGAGUCUGCGGCUCAGCGACUCGGAGAUCCGUCAGCUGCUGGCCGACAGCCCCAGCCAGCGGGAGGAGGAGGAACUGCGGCGCUUGACGAGGGCCAUGAAGAACCUGAAGAAGUGCAUGGAGUCCCUGGAGAGCGGCACUGCGGCGAGUAACAACGACCCGGAGCAGUGGCACUGGGACUCCUGGGACCGGCCCAUUCACACUCACCGCGGCAGCAUUGGUAAUAUAGGAUUGGGUCUAAAUGCAACCGCCUCACCGCGAGCCAACCACCGCCAGCACGGUAUCAAAGGGAAGAACACAGCUUUAACGAACUCAACUAGCUCGCGAAGUGGCCGCCAUUCGCCCACGGGAACUGAGGAGCUCACCAGCACGCAAGGCUCCCAACUGACCUUGACCCUGACGCCCUCGCCACCCAACUCGCCCUUCACGCCCUCCAGCGGUUUGAGCAAUAGCCUGAAUGGAACCCCGCAGAGAAGCGGCACACCGCCACCCGCAAGAAAGCACCAAACCAUGCUCAACCAGAGCCAGAUGCCGGUGGAAGGGGAACAACAACAAACCCGCAACCGCUUGCCUACGGAUCCCAGUCCCGACAGCCACAGCUCCGGGAGUUCCGACAUUUUCGUAGAUGCAAACACCAAUGCCACCUCAGGAGGUAGCUCCUCCAACGUGUUAAUGGUGCCACACUCGCCCGGCGUCGGCCACGUAGGCAUGGGCCAUGACAUUAAGCAUGGCUUCACCGGCAGGGUCGGCCUAAUGACCACUUGCCGGCUGUGCCAGAAGCCGGUCUUCUCCCGCUGGCUCAAAUGUACGUAUUGCAAGUACAUCUGCCACAAGACAUGCGAGCCACACGUGCCGAACUCCUGCGGACUUCCCCGAGAGUAUGUGGAUGAGUUCCGGCACAUCCAGGAGCAAGGUGGAUAUGCCAGCCUGCCACAUGUGCACGGCGCCGUUAAGGGCUCACCACUGGUGAAAAAGAACACGCUGUGCAAGCCGCUUCAUCAUCAGCAUGGCGACAGCAGUUCCCCAAGCUCCAGCUGCACCAGCUCCACGCCCAGCAGUCCGGCGCUAUUCCACCAAAGGGAACGAGAGCUGGAGCGGGAUCAGGCGGGAAGCUACGGAGGCAGCAGUUCCAGCGCUAACCUGGUUCCCACUCCUUCGUUGGGCAAGCAUCAGCAGAGUCAAUUCAACUUCCCCAAUGUGACGGUGACUGGUAGUGGUGGAGGGGACACGCUUAUUUCCAAUGAACCUGAACCAGACCAAGCCCCUCCCCCGCCCAUAACUGCAAACGGAGGUCUAGAUAGUCUGGUGAACAGCUCCAAUGGGCACAUGAGCCAUCUAAUCGGUAGCCAAAGCUCAAAUGCUUCGAGUUCCGCCACCGUGACCGAGAGUCUGGUCAACAGCACCACUACCACCAGCACUAGUAGCUUCUUUCCGCGCAAACUGAGCACGGCAGGAGUGGAUAGAAGAACGCCCUUCACCAGCGACUCCACGGACACGCACAAGUCGAAUGACAGCGACAAGACUGUCUCCCUGUCGGGAAGUGCCAGCACAGACUCGGACCGGACUCCCGUUCGAGUGGAUUCCACGGAGGAUGGCGAUUCGGGACAGUGGCGCCAGAACUCCAUAUCGUUGAAGGAGUGGGAUAUACCGUACGGCGACCUGCGUCUGCUUGAGCGGAUCGGGCAAGGACGCUUCGGCACCGUGCAUCGAGCCCUGUGGCACGGAGAUGUGGCCGUGAAGCUGCUAAAUGAGGACUACCUGCACGACGAGCACAUGCUGGAGACGUUCCGCAGCGAGGUGGCCAACUUCAAGAAGACUCGCCACGAGAACCUGGUGCUUUUCAUGGGCGCUUGCAUGAAUCCGCCAUAUCUGGCCAUUGUGACUGCAUUGUGCAAGGGCAACACCCUGUACACGUAUAUCCACCAGCGCCGCGAGAAAUUUGCCAUGAACCGGACGCUGUUGAUCGCCCAACAGAUCGCCCAGGGAAUGGGCUACCUGCACGCCCGCGAAAUCAUCCACAAAGACCUGCGCACCAAGAACAUCUUCAUCGAGAAUGGCAAGGUCAUCAUCACCGACUUCGGCCUGUUCAGCUCCACCAAGCUGCUCUACUGUGAUAUGGGCCUGGGGGUGCCCCACAACUGGCUGUGCUACCUGGCGCCGGAGCUCAUCCGAGCGCUGCAGCCGGAGAAGCCGCGCGGCGAGUGCUUGGAGUUUACCCGCUUCUCCGAUGUGUAUUCUUUUGGAACGGUGUGGUACGAACUGAUUUGCGGCGAGUUUACGUUCAAGGAUCAGCCGGCGGAAUCGAUCAUUUGGCAGGUGGGACGUGGAAUGAAGCAAUCGCUGGCCAACCUACAAUCCGGACGCGAUGUCAAGGACCUGCUGAUGAUGUGCUGGACCUACGAGAAAGAGCACCGGCCGCACUUUGCCUAUCUGCUGACCCGUCUAGAGCAGCUUCCCAAGAAGCGACUGGCACGGAGCCCCUCGCAUCCCGUCAACCUCUCCCGAUCCGCGGAGUCCGUCUUCUGAGCGAGCUGCCUGCACCCUGCCCUGGCUACUAUUGUUGCAUUCUAGUACAAUUACGACUACACAAGCUAGCUCUCCUUCCGACAGGUAAACUCUUCUAGGCAAACUCUAAACUGUGCUAGGCAAGCGAUUAUUGUAAAUAUUUAAAGGCGUAACUAACAAAUUAUAGCAAACGAUUUUAAACUAUAAAUAAUGUACAUGAACGCAUAUAUCGAAUGCAAUGCAGUUGUGAGCAAGCAAAACAAAAAACAAAGGCAACACAAAUGUUAACUCGAAAAAGACAAACGUUUAGAUCUUAAAGAGCCGAGGCGAAGCAGAGAAAGUAUAGACAUAAAGCAAGCAAACAAGAAAGCACUGUGGCAAAUACAUAUGUAUAUCUGUAAACGUUAAUCAGGUGAGCAAUUUCUAUAUUGUUAAUUAUGUGUAAGCAAAGCUCUAUCCAUAUAUGUACGUACUAUGUGUGUACACAGAUGUGUAUUCGGGAGGUUAGUGUUUAAACAAAUAUACUUGUAUUGUGCAUUAUGUAUGGUCGAAUGUAUAUAGCAAACGGAGUUUAAAUGAGAAAUCCAGCAAAAUGUCAAAUAAACUUAUCACUAAAGCCAAAUUAA
This is a messenger RNA of Drosophila kikkawai, 3836 nucleotides long. It is a transcript of the gene ksr, whose product is annotated as kinase suppressor of ras. The record is from RefSeq and is a predicted model, not a curated record. Gene Ontology annotation, biological process: protein phosphorylation; Ras protein signal transduction. Gene Ontology annotation, cellular component: cytoplasm. Gene Ontology annotation, molecular function: ATP binding; protein kinase activity. NCBI's taxonomy places the organism in Eukaryota, Metazoa, Arthropoda, Insecta, Diptera, Drosophilidae.